UACACUCCCAGUUUAACACUCCCAGUUUUACACUCCCAGUUUAACACUCCCAGUUUUACACUACCAGUUUUACACUCCCAGUUUAACACUCCCAGUUUAACACCCCCAGUUUUACACUCCCAGUUUUACACUCCCAGUUUUACACUCCCAUUUAACACUCCCAGUUUUACACUCCCAGUUUUACACUCCCAGUUUUACACUCCCAGUUUAACACUCCCAGUUUUACACUACCAGUUUAACACUCCCAGUUUUACACUCCCAGUUUUACACUCCCAGUUUAACACUCCCAGUUUAACAUUCCCAGUUUUACACUCCCAGUUUAACACUCCCAGUUUAACACUCCCAGUUUUACACUCCCAGUUUAACACUCCCAGUUUAACACUCCCAGUUUAA
This is a messenger RNA of Lottia gigantea (owl limpet), 393 nucleotides long. RefSeq lists its product as hypothetical. The record is from RefSeq and is a predicted model, not a curated record. The transcript is spliced from 2 exons. Lineage: Eukaryota; Metazoa; Mollusca; Gastropoda; Lottiidae. The annotation marks the transcript as partial.